UGGCCAACAAGUUUGUUUGCUGCGCAGCUCACACACUCCGCUCAAGAGGCGUGAGGAUAUGUGGCUAACGCAUAUCAAUAAAAGUAAAAUUAAUUAAACGACAGCAAUAUUAAAUCAUAUUUAUCUGUUACCAAAUAUCGACUGUGGGACACCGAAGACUUUAUUUGCAAACGUCACUUGGAAGCAGCAAAUCAAAUCUAUUGCAUAGUGCGCAAUACGUGAUCGUAGCAAACAAAGAUGUUCCCCUCCCUCCAUCAUCGUCCUAUGUGCACCAUAGGAACCAGAGCUGUUCGACUUCAAACUUUAAGUACUUUUAAACACAGCAGUGAGAUUGGAAAAACAAGUAGCAGAUCGUUGACUUUCUCGUGGCUUGGACAGCGCGUGGGCCUGCUGCUGUCAUGGCUCCAGAAAGCAGGAAGGGGAACCAACACACUGGCGUCCGAGAAGAAGAAGAAGGAAAAACUAUUGUCUAUAUUUGCAAACCACUGUAGUUUUGUGACAGGCCAGAGGUUGAGAAGGGCUUUUCAGAUAGGAGAGCUUUACUCAAACCUUUACUCGGAGAGAAGCAGGUGGACGCUCGUGGGCAGCAUAUGGCGGCGCCUGCAGAGCAAACACGCGCCCGCUGGAAAGCUCAUAGCAGCACUCGCCGGAGUCUUCAUGUGGGAGGAUGAGAAGAUACGAGAUGAUGAGCUUAGAAGGUGUGCAUUGGAGCUGCAUGCACUGGAAUCUGUGAAAGGUGAAAGUGGAAACCCAAAGUCUGCUGUAGUUGUAGAUCCCGGCUGGGAGGUGGUUAUGGAUAAGACAAACUUUAGAGUAUGGAGGAGACCUAUCCAGGGAAGCCAUCUCUUUGAAUACAGAGUGUUUGGUUCUUAUACAGAUGUCACUCCUCGGCAAUUCUUCAAUGUUCAGUUGGAUACAGAGUAUAGGAAGAAAUGGGACGCACUGGUAAUUAAACUGGAAGUGGUGGACAGGGAUGUCAACACAGGCACUGAGGUUGUUCAUUGGGCAACGCAUUUUCCAUAUCCCAUGUACUCCAGAGAUUACGUCUAUGUGCGUCGCUAUCAUGUCGAUAUGGAUAACAGCUUGAUGAUUCUGGUAUCCAGAGCUGUCAAACACCCUAGCGUUCCUGAGACCCAGGAAUUCGUCCGGGUUCAUUCUUACCAGUCUAAAAUGGUCAUCCGUCCACACAGGUCAUUUGAUGAGAAUGGCUUUGACUACCUGCUGACUUACAGCGACGACCCUCAAACAGUCUUUCCCCGCUACUGCGUCAGCUGGAUGGUAUCGAGCGGCAUGCCUGACUUCCUUGAGAAGCUUCACGUUGCCGCUCUCCGAGCCAAAAACAUGGACGUAGGUGUCCGCGACUACGUCAGCUUCGUCAAACCCACCCAGAUCACCCAGGAACGGCUAGGAGCCGACAACAAUCACAACUCUGGUCCAAACCAGAUCUAUGCCUGAACAAGAGACACUGGAUAAUGUGACCCACAACAAUGGGUUCAGUAAUAGAAGGCACGGAUAUUCAAAACAUCUACUUCCAAAUGUUUUUGUUUGCCAGUCUUGCAAUACUGAGCAACAUCCGUUUUUGUGCUAUAGUUUACUUCCGCUUUCUGUAGGGUGCAUCUGCGCUACCAUCAAUUACAAAGCUUGCCAAAGCUGCGUUUUUAUCCAUUUUACGCUUUAUCAUUGGAAUCAAGUGUGGUGUUGAAGUAAGAAAGAACUAUAGUGUGCAUCACUAAGUUCAAGUACAGGAAGUUGUGAUGCAAAAGCUACUUUUCUUUUUUGUGGUUGUUCUCUCCAGCUAAUAAUGCAAUCGUCAGCAAGCAGACUAAGUAACUGUUUAUGUGCGUAAGAACAUUCACUGCCAGUACAACCAAAACGGCAUUCACAAGGCCACCAAUAACCUCUACUGGAAACAAAAGAGAGGCGUGUCUUAUGCCAACCGCAAGAUCCUCACGAGCAGUCUUUGCUUACUUCUGCACCAUAAAGAGCUGUUUGAAGUGUUUUCUAUUCUGAUUUCAGCAAAUGUUUGCUAUACAUUCACUUUACACAGAGAAAGUGGAAUUGAUGCUUAAAGCAAUACUCCAGCCAAAUAUCUAAAUAUCCGAGGGUCGGUACAUCAUGAGGUAAUUUUGAUAUUUUACUGGGGUUUUGCUUUAAGUUGGCGCAAGAUUUUGUGCAAGUAAGAGUUUUGUCUUUUCAGUGUCUGUUAUACACAUAUGCCUAAAAAGUAAACUAGAUACUUUGUUGAAGAGAAUUGGUACAGUCUUUAUUAAAAAAUAAUAUCAAUAUUCUGGUUAACACAAAUUAAUUGGCUUAUUUAGUCAGAAGUCAUUUCACUUUGACUUUAUUUUGAUUCGAUGGGAUACUUUUUAUGUCGGUAUAUAUUAUGACCUUUAUUUUACACUGAACAGUACAGUUAUAGUUACAGUUGCACUUAACAUUUGCAUGAGAAACCAGGAUAUGGAAAUCAAGGUUACGUAAAUCAUCAGAGGAAAUACAAAAGUACACCGAGAAUUGAUUUUUCCUCUGUUGUCUUAUGUUGUCCGCAGAGGAGAAUUUAAAAUGAAGACAGCUUGUAGGCUAUUCAGUCCCAAGGUCAGAUUUUACUUUGAGGAUUUGUGCAAAUACGCUCCUAUAACAUUCGAAUGUCCUCAGUUAGCACUUGAUAACAAAGUCUUGAAGACCAGAAUAGUGUUUGUGAUGUUACAAGAGGGGUUUAUUAAUAAAAGUAGUAAUUAAAUUAUGAGUUGCACUUAAUAACGAAAGUUUCAAAAGAUAAGCAGUAAAAGAUUUUCCAUUGUUAGGAACUAUAAACAAGUGUGAUUUCAAUAUACUUAACCCAUGUGACUGACUAUCUUUAUUAAAAGCAUAGAUGAUGAACGUGUGUUUCUUGUUGCGUCACGUGAAAGCAUAUGUUUUUUAUUUUGUAAAGAUUAGUUCAAGUUAUAGUGUUUGUUUGCCCCCUAUUCCAUUGGGUUUUUUUAUGACACUGGCCUAAACAUUUUUGUUGCAAUUUGUGUGUCUAGAUUACAAUAGGAUGUUUACAUCAGCAAAAGUCAUCAGAUAAAGCAGCCGAAAUGCUUUUGUAUUGAAGGCAAAGUUGUUUUGUAUUUCCAUGAUUUUGGCCAGUCAUCUUAUGCACCGUUUUCCAACCCUGUUCCUGGGUUUUGGCUAGAAGGGAUACAGCAAACGACUAAAGAUGUUGGGUUUAGGUUUGAGGGUAGGAUUAGGAUGAAAACAGUGGUUCUGGCUAGAUGGUAUACAGCUACGGCCUAAAUCCUGUGGAAUGUUGGGUUUAGGGUUAGAUUUGGGGUACACUCUCAGAAAAAGGUACAAAAAUUGUACCCUUUGUCAUUGGGACGAUACCUUUUAAAAAAGUCUUAAUAUGUACUACCAGCAUAAACUUAGUGAUAACUUUUGGAUCUUCAUGUACUUUUUAUGAGAGUGUGUAUUAGGAUAAAAACGGCGCUCAUCUGGCGAAAUUGCAGUGUUUGUUGUAUCCAUUCUAGCCACAACACUGUUUCUGGAGGCACAUCGACACCAUACAUCUCUUCCUAUUCAAACACACUCGAUUCCAUUCAUCAGAUUAUUCGUAGAGACUCCAAGAUGGGAAAUGAGAUGUGGGAGACACUUAAAAUGUGCACUGUUGGUGUGCCUGCAGGAACAGGGUUGGGAAAUGCUCACCAGUGUACCUGACAAAUUUCACUUUUUUUGCUCUGAAUGUUUAAAUGUUUUUUUUUUAUUAAGGAUGAUCCCGUAAUAGUGUCAUAUUUAUCACCGAAAAGUAAAGUGUUUCAAUGGGAACGUUUUCAUUUUGCAUUAUGCUGAAGAACCGGCACUGCAGUCCUUUUCCAUAGGAAAAAACAACAGUAUUAGUUUAUAAGCAGAUGGAUCCUGAAAAUUAUUGUUGAGCAUGUUCAAUGCGUUCUGCUUGACUGUUUCGUUUAAACAUUGACUGUUUCGUUUAAACAUUGUCUAUGGCAUUACUAUAACACUCAAGUGCAUUUCCUUGAUGUUGGAAAACUCAUGUUUUAUACUCAUGAAAUCGUAAAAUGUAUGAUUUAAAAGUUAAAUCAUCUAAUGGCAUAAAAAAAAACUAAGCUGCGGCUACACAUUAGAUUGCUUUUUCACUUUUUAUAUGAAGCUCUUGAAUUGUUCUCACGUAUUGAGUGAAUUAAUGCUGAAAUCGUUUAUGAAUGAGUGAGUAGAUAAAGUUGAGCAUGAGUUUUUUUUUUUUGCUAUAUUGUGAUCAAUGUAAUUCAUUAAUUGGUGACAAUAAAAGCCUAAAAUAAUUAA
Molecule: messenger RNA, 4293 nt
Organism: Misgurnus anguillicaudatus (oriental weatherfish)
Lineage: Eukaryota; Metazoa; Chordata; Actinopteri; Cypriniformes; Cobitidae
Source: RefSeq, a predicted model, not a curated record